This is a messenger RNA of Centruroides sculpturatus (bark scorpion), 1826 nucleotides long. RefSeq names its product DDB1- and CUL4-associated factor 13-like. Gene Ontology annotation, molecular function: protein binding. Gene Ontology annotation, cellular component: nucleolus; small-subunit processome. The transcript has 13 exons. Gene Ontology annotation, biological process: maturation of SSU-rRNA from tricistronic rRNA transcript (SSU-rRNA, 5.8S rRNA, LSU-rRNA). NCBI's taxonomy places the organism in Eukaryota, Metazoa, Arthropoda, Arachnida, Scorpiones, Buthidae. The record is from RefSeq and is a predicted model, not a curated record. The coding region runs from base 111 to 1631 and encodes 506 amino acids.
UCUGUUGACGAUUUUUGUGGCACCGCUAGAAACACGUGUGCUUUUACUGUUGUAUGUAUUAAAUUGCUAUGAGAAAAUGUUUCGUAGAUUUUAAUAUUUAACAUAAAGAUAUGAAAGUUAAAGUAAUCUCUCGUAAUCCCGAUGAUUAUAUUCGAGAAACAAAAAAAGAUAUUCAUAAAGUUCAAAGAAAUUUUGAUCCUUCUUUACAUCCAUUUGCAACACCAAGAGAAUAUGUCAGAGCACUUAAUGCAGUAAAAAUAGAAAAAAUAUUUGCUAAACCAUUUCUAGGAUCUUUAGAUGGUCACAGAGAUGGAAUACAAUGUUUAGCAAAAAAUCCUUUAUCAUUAUCCUCGUUGAUUUCUGGAUCUUGUGAUGGAGAGGUAGUAUCUGAUGAUAAAACAGUUAAGAUUUGGAAUGGUUCUUCUGAUAUUGAUGCUCCUUUACACACUAUUAUUGGAAAAAGAAUAAUGACAGGAAUUGAUCAUCAUAGAAAAAAUAAUCAGUUUGCUACAUGUGGUGAAACUGUAGAUCUCUGGGAAGAAACAAGAUCAGAACCACUUAGAUCUUAUACAUGGGGUGUAGAUACUUUAAAUUGUGUGAAAUUUAAUCCUAUAGAGACAAAUCUUUUAGGAAGUACUUGCAGUGAUAGAAGCAUUAUUUUAUAUGAUAUUAGAGAAGUUGCUCCUGUGAGAAAAGUAACAUUAGAAAUGCGUAGUAACACAAUUUGUUGGAAUCCUAUGGAAUCAUUUGUGUUUACAGUGGCCAAUGAAGAUCAUAAUCUUUAUUCUUUUGAUUUACGCAAGCUAUCAAGAGCUUCUCAAAUUCAUAUGGAUCAUAUAUCAGCAGUUCUGGAUGUUGAUUAUUCUCCUACUGGAAAAGAAUUUGUAAGUGGAAGUUAUGACAAAACAAUAAGAAUUUUUCCUUUGACACAUGGAAGAAGCAGAGAAAUUUAUCAUACCAAACGAAUGCAAAGAUUAACAUGUGUUUUAUGGUCAAUGGAUAACAAAUAUAUUUUGAGUGGUUCAGAUGAAAUGAACAUCAGAAUUUGGAAAUCAAAUGCUUCUGAACAGUUGGGUGUUCUUUCAUAUAGAGAAAGAUCUGCAGCAAAUUACAAUAAAAAAUUAAAGGAAAAGUUUGGUCAACAUUCUCAAAUCAAACGUAUUUCUCGACAUCGCCAUAUACCAAAACAUGUUUAUAAUGCUUGUAAAGAAAAACAAGUUAUGUUAAAUUCACGUAAGAGAAAAGAAAUUUAUCAUACCAAACGAAUGCAAAGAUUAACAUGUGUUUUAUGGUCAAUGGAUAACAAAUAUAUUUUGAGUGGUUCAGAUGAAAUGAACAUCAGAAUUUGGAAAUCAAAUGCUUCUGAACAGUUGGGUGUUCUUUCAUAUAGAGAAAGAUCUGCAGCAAAUUACAAUAAAAAAUUAAAGGAAAAGUUUGGUCAACAUUCUCAAAUCAAACGUAUUUCUCGACAUCGCCAUAUACCAAAACAUGUUUAUAAUGCUUGUAAAGAAAAACAAGUUAUGUUAAAUUCACGUAAGAGAAAAGAAGCAAACAGAAGACUUCAUAGUAAACCAGGAACUGUACCAUAUGUUUCAGAGAAAGAAAAACAUAUUGUUAAUGAAAGUGAAUAAAAUUACAUACUUAUGUAUAUAUAAUUAAUUUAGUUUAAUCAUUUUUAUAAAUUAUUUAAAUAAGUAUUGAUUCAGAAAACUAAACAUUUAAAAUUGUAAAUACCAAAAUAUUUAGUCCAACUUUUAAGUAAUUAUUAUUAAAAUAGUAUAAUUAAUCCAAUUAAUUUGAAACUGGGCAACAGAUUUAAAGAAAAU